GCCAACUAAAACAUUCAACAGUACAUACAGGAAAUCGAGAAAGGAACCCAACUUGUCAAGAUGCCAGAUGUUAUUGGGAACCCAGACAAAAGAGUGUUUACUCCUGGCAGACUACCACAAAUAUCUGAACCAGUAAUGAGGUUGAAUCCUGCAUCGGAUCCAAGAAAGAUGAGAAGGAUCAUUGCUGAGGAUCCUGAAUGGUCCCUCGCCAUUAUCCCUCUUUUAAGAGACCUCUGUCUCCAACAUAUUGUUAAGAACUUUGAAAACAACCCAAUUCUGAAUGAACUUCAUCCCAGUCACAGAGCUAAAGUGCUUGAAAAAUUAUCCACCAAACUCCCACUAAAAGUUACAGCCAACCUGAUCAGUGAUGAAGGAUACUGGAAUAGGUGCUGCACAGAGCGCUGGGGAGUCUGUGAUGUGGCCUGUUAUGAGAAUAGCUGGAAGAGAAUGUUCUUUGAACGUCACUUGGAGAAAAUCAUUGAGCUCUUCAUCCCUGACGUGACUGACAUCAAAACAGUCCUGGAUGUUGUUCCUCUCUGCAAGAACUAUGUGAAAAAACUGAACAUAUCUCAGCUGCUACCUCCAGUAAAAGAACAACAAAUGAAUGAGGAUGAUAAUGCUUCAGACACCGCAAGUGAUCUUGGCCAUGAAGGUCCCUCAAUUGACCAUUUUGACUUUUGCACUCUCUUGGACAAACUAACUCAUCUGGAGGAGCUGCACUUGGUUUAUGGGGUCACUGGAUGUGGGAUGAAUUUUGAAUGGAACCUCUUUGAAUUCACCUAUCGGGACUGUCAGUCCCUGGCCAAGGCUUUAAAGUCUUGCAAAACAUUAAAGGUUUUCCGGAUACAUCAAAGUAAAGUUGAUGACGAAAAAGUGAGGUUACUUAUCAGCAGUUUGUUGGAUCAUCCAUUCUUGACAGUGCUUGACCUCUCCCAUAACCUGAUUGGGGACAGAGGCGCAAGAGCUAUCGGAAAACUGAUUAAUGAAAGAAAAAUGAAGAGUGUCACCGUCUAUGAUAACAAGAUCAGGGCUCAUGGUGCCCAGGCCAUUGCCUAUGCUCUUACCAAAAAUACAACAUUAACAUCUUUGAACCUCAGGCUGAACCAGAUAGGAGAUGAAGGAGGUCAGGCCAUUGCUCAUGCUCUUCUAAAGAAUGCUACUCUUACAAAUAUUCAUCUGGGAAGUAAUGAGCUGACAGAACCCACAGCUACUGUUCUAUCUCAGGUUCUUGUUCAGAAUAAAACACUGAGGAAUAUCAAUCUCUCCUGCAACAGACUGGGACUGGACGGUGGUAAACAGAUUCAAGAAGGCAUGUCUUACAACACGACUGUUGUGGAGUUUGAUGUGCGUCUGACUGAGAUUGGGCAGGAGAGUGAAUACAGCAUCAGCCAAAUCCUCCAAAACAACCGGGAAAAAGCCAGAAAGAAACCGAUCACUGAAUCCGGUGUGAAGAAAUAACACAUUCUGAGUUCAGUAUUUAUGAUGAAGAUUAAUUUAAUAAAUGAAACAUUCCCUGAAAUUUAAGGUAUCCUGAUUUUCCAUGAAACUAUAUAGAAUACUUAGUCAUUUUUUGCUGCAGAUUACACUUUCAAGGUGUCAGUAAAUCUACUGAGAUUUCUUCUGAUAAACGCAUUAUAGCUGUUUAAUAUAUUAAAGAAACUAUGUGUCAUAUAUUUAUUUUAAAAAAAAAAUGUCGAAGUUAGGUGAACGUUCUUUGUUUUAGGCUGAGUGCAUGCUUGAUUUAAUGCCCUUUAAUGUUAUUAAACUUACCUAGUUUAAAGAGAUAGCAUCGUAGUAUCAUCUGAAUUUCAUGUUAACAGCCCCCAAAAGCCUAAAUGCUAAUAAUCACAGUACCCUCACUCUCUAGCAGUUUUAGAUAGAAUUUCAUGUCUUGUUUGUUUUGUUUUUUCUGUAAUGUUACAGUAAUGUUAUUAUUGGUUAAUUUGCCAUUUAAAACUUUGAUACACAGAUUUGGUUUGCCGUUUUUGUAAUUGUACAUAUGCAACACGAAAAAUGUGAUAUUGUUAAUAUACAUACAGACUAUAGCCUCUCACAGAGAGCUUUUAUUAGUAGUAUACAACUAAACUUCUGUCAAUACCUUAGGCAGUUUAAAGUGGUUUUACAUAUUACAGUACAUUUACUGUCAGAUAUCAGAAAGUACUGUAAAGAGGUAAUUGAUUGUUUAAUGUGUUGAAUAUUAAUGCAAAAAAUCUAUUAUGCUUUGUAAAUACAUUACCCAAAAAUAAGAUGUCUUCAGCAGGAACAAAAAACGCCAAAAAAACAAAACACAGGGGUUCAUGUAAGUUUUGGCACUGUCACAUUGAAUGUUGUUCAGUAUCAUUUUUAUCAGCCACCAUUCCACAAUCCAGUUUUUGGGAUAAAAAUGUGGAUGCAAUAUCCAACCCAAACAUCCGUGGGACCCAAAUUUAUCACCAAACAAUUGUUCUGGCUGCACCACUGCUUACAGAAAAAAAUACAUGACAAAAUACCAAUGGAAUUCCAUAACAAGACCAGUGUAUUGCUCUAAAGAAACCUUAGCAUGACCAUUGCACUGUGGUCCAGAGACAGCAACACACUGGUUCAUAUGGUACCAUAGUACUGCAAGAGAUUACCAAUAUGUAUUGAUUUAUACUGUUGUGCCAAUAUCUGUGAUGCUUCUACUACCAUUGAAGAGCAUUUGGGAAGUGACAAAGCACUUUUACAAUAGUUCUGUACAAUAUAAUUAAUUUGACAUAAAAACAUGGCUCUUGCAUAGUGUGGCAGAGUAGGGGGAAGAAAGAGGUGGUCUUGGUGUGUCGCGCACAAGGUGGAAGGAUAUGUGGUAUAAAGGCGGAUUUAAAAUGUGUUUAUGGCUGUCUGUGUGAAGGCUAAGACUGUGAAACCUGUGUGGUUGGACCUAUGUUGGCAUAUAGAAAGGUACUUUUUAUAAUAUGUGUACUUUGUGUACAAGCGUUUUGGUAAUUGGUAAGUGGCUUAUAGUUUAGGUUGUAUUUAAAAGUUUAGUUAGCACUCCUUAGAAGGAGUUAGGCUUUUGUUUUGUUUUGUUCCUGCGUUUUGUUGUAUUUUGUUUAAUUAUCUGUGUGAAUAAAAGCAUUAAAAAGACAGUUCUUGUAUCUGGGUCAACUAUUUAAAGGGUGCAGACCAGCAUGGCCGGGAUGCUGUGGCAAAAUAGCCAGACUUUCUUGUAGACUUUUAUGUGAUGUGUUUUGAGUUGAAAUUAGGAUAUGUCUCUCUAAUCUGAAUAUUUUAAUUUUUAGUGUGGUGUGAGGCAAUAAUUUGCUGAUGGAUUUAAGCAACAAUGAAGGAGAGCUUUUAGGACAUGCAAUGCUUUUCUUCAAGAUGAGUAAAUUAAACUUUUGCUUUUUAGUCAUUAUAGUUUUGGAUAAUUUGAUCUUAUUUGGAUGUGCUUGUGUACUUUUCAAUUGAACAAUUUGUUUUUUACUAGUUAUAAUCUCCUUUAAUUUAAGUUAUAUUUUCUUAUGUCUGGGAGACAUAAGAAAAUUUUUCUUGUAAUUGUUGUUCAAGUGAACCCUAUUUUAAGAAGACAAACAUUAAGAAGCAAAAGCAAGAACUUUUUUUUCAUCCCAAAACUCAAAUGCUGACUUUGUAACUUAAAUUUGAAAAACACACUAUUCAAAUGACACAGCAAUGAGCAGGAUAGUGAUGGGGGGCAUAGUUUUUGUUAU
Molecule: messenger RNA, 3686 nt
Organism: Polyodon spathula (Mississippi paddlefish)
Lineage: Eukaryota; Metazoa; Chordata; Actinopteri; Acipenseriformes; Polyodontidae
Gene: drc5
Product: t-complex-associated-testis-expressed 1
Exons: 5
Coding region: 61-1458 (465 amino acids)
Biological process (GO): flagellated sperm motility
Cellular component (GO): sperm flagellum
Molecular function (GO): protein binding
Source: RefSeq, a predicted model, not a curated record